This is a messenger RNA of Cladophialophora yegresii CBS 114405, 930 nucleotides long. RefSeq lists its product as uncharacterized. The transcript has a single exon. The coding region runs from base 1 to 930 and encodes 309 amino acids. NCBI's taxonomy places the organism in Eukaryota, Fungi, Ascomycota, Eurotiomycetes, Chaetothyriales, Herpotrichiellaceae. The record is from RefSeq and is a predicted model, not a curated record. Gene Ontology annotation, molecular function: RNA binding.
AUGUCCAAGAAGAGAAAGCACGAACAGAUUCAGGAUCAGGAUGACCAGAAAACUACGAAGCCACAGCCUGACGAAACUCCCCAAAAAGAAGGCUCGACCGCUCCCACAAAGUCCAAGGGACAGCUGAAGCAGGAGAAGUCGGAACGAAGAGCAAAGAAACAGAAGGAGUCGAAAGAAGAAGUGACACAACAAGAUCCCUCACCAAGUCAUGCCGCAGAUGUUUCCUCAUCGCUUGCGCCAACGCCAGCCGAGGGUGGUCCCACACAAGAGCCGGAAGGGAAGAUGAAGAGGAGUAAGAAGGACAAGAAGGACAAGAAGAAGGCAAAGACGGAGAGCGGUGACGGCGGCAAGGACAAGGCCGAGAACGAGAACGAUGAAGGCGGCAAGAAGUCCGCUCCCGCUCGAUUUAUCUGUUUUGUCGGCAAUCUACCUUACGACGCCACUCUCGAUCAGAUCAACGCCCAUUUCUCCAAGAUUGCACCCACCUCUGUCCGGCAUGCGACCGACAAAGCUAGUGGAAAGAGUAAGGGGUAUGCAUUUCUCGAGUUCGACCAUUACGACAAGAUGAAGACGUGUUUGAAAUUGUACCAUCAUUCUAUCUUUGAUCCGGAGGCCAGGGGUAAGGGGAAAGAUGCUCAGCAAGACGACAAAGAGCAGAAGAACCCUAGCAGAAAGCAGAAGGGACGAAGACUCAAUGUCGAGCUUACGGCCGGAGGAGGGGGCAAGAGCAAAGCACGCAAGGCUAGAAUCAACUCAAAGAACCAAAAACUCGAAGAGGAACGAGGGCGCAGGCGACUGAAGGAAAAGGCUGAGCGCGAGCAGAGUACUCGGAAGCAGAAGGGGCCGCCCGAAACGGGUGCAAACACGGUGGAAGUCAAGGACACUCGUGGGGACGUCCAUCCUAGCCGUCUCUCUCGAGUGAGUCACUGA